AAAAUAAAAUAAUGUUUAGAAAAGGAAGAAAUGACCCUUUAGAAUUAUUAAGAGAUCAUGUGAUUCAUCAUAAAUAGAUAAAAUUAAGAAGCAAAAAUACUGAUCAUAGAUUGCUUUUUGAUAAUAAUAUUGAAUUUAAAUGUUCGACUGUAAUUUGAUAUAUAAAUAAUUAAAAGGAAACAGCAUGGAAAUCUAAAUCAGGAUAAGAAUACACAUUAGGAGCAUUAUGGUGUUUUUUAGAUUGUCAUUUACAAGGAUUGGAAUAAAAAAAUUAUAGAAAGAAAGCAUUGGAUCUAAAUUUUGAAUAGGUGUUUAAAGCAGACAAUUAAGAUAUAAUUGAAUAUUUUACUGGUAAAGUAGAUUAUACAGAUUGUAUAAAUGCAGACAAGAAAGCAUCUUUAUAUAAUAGAAAACCCCUCCAAAAUAAUGAAGAUAUUGAACAAGCAAGUUUAAAGAAGGUUAAGCCUGAUUAAGAGAAAGAGGUACUUUUAUAAAUGUAAUUAGCCAUUAACUGAAAAAGAAUUCAAUCUAAAAGUUUUUGAUGAAAUUUUAAGAUUUGAAAAACCAAUUACUACUAGAAAUAGAUUAUUUAGAGUUUAAGAUAGAACAUUUGAUGAUAUUUUAAAAACAGCAUAAAAAGUAUGUAUUUUAAAUCUAUUUAGAUAUUUUAAGGUUAAUAUGUUGGAGUCGGAGGAGAUGAAGAAGAAUUGUAAUAAAUUCUAGGAACUAGAAUACAAGAUGUUAAUAAAGCUAAAUAAUUAUCAAGUGCAAAACUAUCCUAUUCAGUUUUGAAUGAAUUUAUUAAAUCUAAAGAUAAACCAAUCAUUAUAGUACCUUAAAUUGCUGAAUUGGGAAACAUUUGUUUAAGAAAUGUUUAAUAAUUUUUAGAAUAAGGACAAUAUUUAGAUCCAAAUGGUCUUAAAUUCACGAAUGAAUCAAGAUCUGUUUAAAUUAAAGUAAAGUUAAGACUAACUGAUAUGUAAUCAAUUCUAAGUUAUUUUAUUUUUAGUGAAUAGUAGUUUUUAAUAUUGGAUACUCCUAAUGCAAUUACUAAUUGGAAAAGAGUAGUUGCUGUAUUUUUAAGAGGAUCUACUUAUGAAUUGAGAUAAUUUCCUGAUUAAAAUCCUAAUCAAUUAUUUAAAAAGUAUAAUUAAUUAUCAUAUCAAAACUUAGUAUUAGAGGAUAUCAUAUGAAGUUUGAGGAGGAAAAAGUUAAAGACUUAAUCAAACAAUGGAAUGUAAAGGUUUUGGAUUUACACAGAAGCAAAAGAUACUAAGAUAUUGAUGUGGUGAAUGCAUUUUGGGAAGAUUUAGAAGCAUUUCUAUUGAGACCUGCUAAGUUAUCAUAAUAAUAAUGA
Paramecium sonneborni is the source of this 1357-nucleotide messenger RNA. The record is from the annotation of a GenBank genome assembly. NCBI's taxonomy places the organism in Eukaryota, Ciliophora, Oligohymenophorea, Peniculida, Parameciidae.